AUGUCCAUUCCCAAGAUGCAGUGGGCUCAGGUGGCUGAAAAGAUCGGAGGUCCGCUUGUUUAUAAGCAAAUCCCCGUUCCCAAGCCAGGUCCUGACCAGAUACUGGUGAAGAUCCGUUUCUCUGGCGUAUGCCACACCGAUCUGCAUGCUAUGAUGGGCCACUGGCCUCUUCCAGUCAAGAUGCCACUAGUUGGGGGUCACGAAGGUGCGGGAGUAGUCGUGGCUAAGGGGCCUCUUGUCAAGGAGUUUGACAUUGGCGAUCAUGCCGGCAUCAAAUGGCUCAAUGGGUCAUGCUCUGAAUGUGAGUUCUGCAGGCAAUCCUACGACCCUUUGUGUGCCAGUGCGCAACUUUCCGGCUAUACUGUGGAUGGUACUUUCCAGCAGUAUGCUGUUGGGAAGGCUACUCACGCCUCAAAGAUCCCUAAAGAAGUUCCACUAGAUGCCGCCGCCCCGGUACUAUGUGCCGGUAUUACUGUUUAUAAGGGCUUGAAAGAGUCCGGUGUCCGUCCGGGCCAGACAGUGGCUAUUGUUGGAGCAGGCGGAGGUCUUGGGUCUCUUGCUCAACAAUACGCUAAGGCUAUGGGAAUCAGAGUUGUGGCGAUAGAUGGCGGUGAUGAGAAGAAGGCAAUGUGCGAGCAGCUCGGUACUGAGACCUUCGUUGACUUUACGAAGUCAAAGGACCUGGUAGCUGAUGUGAGGGCGGCCACUCCUGGUGGCCUAGGAGCCCAUGCCGUUAUUCUUUUGGCGGUUUCUGAAAAGCCUUUCGAACAGGCUAUCGAAUACGUUCGCUCCCGUGGAACGAUUGUAGCAAUUGGUUUGCCACCUGAUGCCUUCCUUAAGGCCCCAGUGCUUGAAACAGUCCUUCGUAUGAUCAGCAUUAAGGGCAGUUACGUUGGAAACCGACAGGAUGGCGUGGAAGCUCUUGAUUUCUUCAAUCGAGGCUUGAUCAAGGCUCCAUUCAAGCUCGCACCCCUGGAGGAUCUCCCCAAGAUCUUUGAUUUAAUGGAGCAAGGCAAGAUUGCCGGUCGCUACGUGCUCGAGAUGCCUGAGUAA
This is a messenger RNA of Penicillium atrosanguineum, 1053 nucleotides long. RefSeq names its product zinc-dependent alcohol dehydrogenase. The coding region runs from base 1 to 1053 and encodes 350 amino acids. Gene Ontology annotation, molecular function: oxidoreductase activity; zinc ion binding. NCBI's taxonomy places the organism in Eukaryota, Fungi, Ascomycota, Eurotiomycetes, Eurotiales, Aspergillaceae. The transcript has 3 exons. The record is from RefSeq and is a predicted model, not a curated record.